AUGGGACCGAAGAAAGUGAGUGCUAAAGACAAUGGUGACAGGAAGAAGAGGAUGAUGUCGAUAGAACUAAAGCAAGAAAUAAUAGAAAAACAUGAGCGUGGCGUACGAGUGAUUGAACUCGCAAAGAUCUAUGACCGUAGUACAUCGACAAUUUGUACGAUAUUGAAGCAGAAGGAUGCCAUCAAGAGUGCUACACCAGCAAAAGGAACCACAAUUCUUUCCCAAUCAAGGACAAAUAUCCAUGAUGAAAUGGAGAAGCUUCUGCUCGUGUGGGUGAAAGAGAAGGAGUUGGCAGGAGAUACAGUGACGGAGACGGUAAUAUGCGAGAAGGCAUGGAGUAGUAUUUAUGCCGACUUAGUGAAGAAAGAAGCAUCAACUUCUAAAGAGGCAUCAGAAGAAGUGUUUAAGGCAAGCCAUGGCUGGUUUGAUAAUUUUAAGAAGAGAACUGGCAUCCAUUCAGUGGUGAGGCAUGGCGAAGCUGCGAGUGCAGACGUGAAAGCAGCCUAUACGUACAUCCAAAAGUUCGCUGCGCUUGUUGCGAGGGAAGGCUACAUUCCGCAACAGGUGUUCAACUGCGAUGAAACGGGCCUAUUUUGGAAGAAAAUGCCACGGAGGACUUACAUCACAGCAGAGAAGAUGAUGCCAGGCCAUAAACCCAUGAAGGACCGUCUGACCCUUGCAUUAUGUGCAAAUGCUAGCGGUGAUUGUAAUGUGAAGCCACUCCUAGUUUAUCAUUCGGACUCGUCUGUCUCCCAAGUAAGACUAUUAUGCUAA
Molecule: messenger RNA, 774 nt
Organism: Macrobrachium nipponense
Lineage: Eukaryota; Metazoa; Arthropoda; Malacostraca; Decapoda; Palaemonidae
Product: tigger transposable element-derived protein 1-like
Exons: 1
Coding region: 1-774 (257 amino acids)
Cellular component (GO): nucleus
Molecular function (GO): DNA binding
Source: RefSeq, a predicted model, not a curated record